Messenger RNA from Paramormyrops kingsleyae, 2645 nucleotides. RefSeq names its product protein disulfide-isomerase. Gene Ontology annotation, biological process: protein folding; response to endoplasmic reticulum stress. NCBI's taxonomy places the organism in Eukaryota, Metazoa, Chordata, Actinopteri, Osteoglossiformes, Mormyridae. The record is from RefSeq and is a predicted model, not a curated record. Gene Ontology annotation, cellular component: endoplasmic reticulum.
CUCGUUAUAAUGAUCACCACUCAGAACUUCGGUCUUUUCCCUUCCUGAUCUUCCCUUGCAAUGAAGGCACUACAUGCCUGCCUGCUCAUUGUGGCUGCAGUCUGUGUCACUUCUGAAAAUCAGACAGAAGAUGCCAAACCCAAAAGAACUGCUAAAAGCCCCAUAAAUGAGGAAAAGGGCGUUCUCAUUCUGAAGAAAGGCAACUUUGACCAGGCACUCAAACAGUAUAAGCAAUUGCUCGUCAGUUUCCAAGCUCCACUCACUCCAGAUUUUCAUCGCCUCAUGAUGGAGUUCACCAAGGCUGCAGCUCAACUCAAGACAGAGGCAUCAAAAAUACGCUUAGGAAGUGUUGAUGUCUCGCAGGAGAAAGAGCUUGCCAAAGAGCUUAACGUGACAGCCUCUCCAUUCCUGAGAUUUUAUGUCUCAGGUGACAAACAAAAUCCAAUUAUCUGCCCAGUUUUAAGAAGUGCUGAUCAUAUUAUUACAUGGCUAAAGAGGAGGACAGGCCACAGUGCUGAGGUGAUCAAAAACACCACGCAAGCAGAGACUUUCCUUCUGGGCGAUGACCUGGUGGUAAUCGGGUUUUUCAAGGAACUUGAUAAAGGGACAGUGGAGGUGUUUUAUGACGCUGCUACUGAUAUCCCAGAUCUGCCUUUUGGAGUGACCAAAAGUAAAAACAUAUUUGCUAAGUAUGAAAUUGUUAAGGAAACAAUUGUACUGUUUAAAAAGUCUAAAAAAUCAGAAGAGUAUGAAAUUUCCAGCCACACAUCCAAGGAGGAUCUUGUGCAAUUCAUUAGAAUGCAUGAAAUGGAUCUAGUGACUGAAUUUAAUGGGACGACAUCCGCAAGAAUACUGAACUCCGUGAUCAACAACCAUGCCAUACUUUUUGCAAACAAAAGUGAAGAACACUAUGAAGAAAUCUAUAUGGCUUUUGAAAGAACUGCAGCUGAAUUCAAGGGCAAGGUCUUAUUCGUGUUGAUGAAUACAAACGAGCACAGGAACGGACGCAUGCUGGAGUAUUUCCGAGUCCGUGCCGUAGAAACCCCCAUGGUCAGAAUAGUGAACAUGACGGACAGCGUACAGUACCAAAUGCAAUCAGGGGACAUAACUACAGAAAAUGUACGAGCCCACUGCCUGCACUACUUGGCUGGGAAAGCAAAGGCCAAGUUACAAAGUGAACCAAUUCCUAAAAACUGGGACAAGAAGCCUGUUAAGGAACUUGUGGGCAUGAACUUUGAGAAGGUUGCCUUCAACGAGAAGAAGAAUGUGUUCAUAAUGUUUUAUACUCCUUGGUGUAAAGAAUGCCAAGCUUUUUUUCCUCUGUGGGAAAAGCUUGGGAAGGUGUAUGAGAAUCAUGAGAGUCUGGUCGUCGCCAGAAUAGAUACCACAGCCAAUGACAUCAACAUCAUCUUCCUGGAGCGUAACCCUUCCUUCAAAUUUUUCCCUGCUGUCCAUUCAGAGAAGGUGAUUCCCUAUUCCGGAGAGAGGACCUUGGAAGAAUUUAUUACAUUUGUGGAGGGACAAGUAGAAUUAGCCAAAGAUGUAAAGGCAAGGGAAGAAACAGAUUGGGACAAAUUUAUUGAAGAACAAAAACUAAAAGAAACUGUAAAAGUGGAACUUUAGCUUGAAUAUGCUAAAAGAGUGCAAUCUUUUAAAACUGACCUGAAGACUUCAAAACCCAUACUGAAGUGUCAGAAAGUGUCAGAAUGAAAGGUUGACCUGCUAAAAAUGCAGCUUGGCGGCUCCACCACAGAUUCUAUGCAUUUUUUUCGACAGAGAGAUAAGUUUAGUGAUGUGUGAUAGAAUUCAGCUCCCUUGAUACCAUCAUCUCCUCCCUAGUCUUCGCUUCCUGUUUCCUGCUUUGUGUCAUAAUAACCACAAGUGCAAAACAUGUUAGUAAUACCCAUAUGAUAAUAACUGUAGACUGCGGUAACAAUGAAACGUUCAAAUGCGCUAAUUUAAAAAUAAUUAAUUUGGUUUAAAUUAGUUUCAUACAGUAUUUUCUUUCACUGUCUUUGCCCCUUAAGGAUGAUUGACUUAAAUGUCUUUGAAAUUAAUUGACUCAAAGGCACAUAUAACUUUCUAUUAUUAUGUUUGCCAAUUUCAAUGUUAAUUAUUUUAACCAAGUGCUAAUUGACUUUGCUUUGCAAUUGACUAAGCUGGGUAAGAAUAAAAUGAUCUUGUAUGAAUGAGUGCAACUGAACUUUAUUUAAAAUAUGUUCAUGUAAAAUGUGUGAAGUGAGGCAUCUGAGGUGUACCUCACAUUUACUGUUAAGUGGGCAGGUUUGGAUCAAUGUAAUGCUGACUGACAUGAGGGUCAAAUCUCAAGACAUAUAGCUGAGACUCAGUGUUACAGUUUGAAUUCUAAAUGGAAAUUUUGUAUUUGUAGAAGCUGAAUUUAAUGUGCAUUAGUGUAACAUAAAGGAAAUCGUAAUGGUUGAUGACACGAAUCUUUCAAAUAAAUCAUUUUUAUUAGCAAAUCUAUCACCAGAUGAUGACACUGUACAUAGAAAAUGGAUGGAGACACACUGAGAUGUUAGCUGAGGUAUAAACACUCCGUGCUGAAAAAGGAUGCAAAUCAUCAUCGUAUAGAAUUACAUUUUCAUGAUUGCUAAUUGAAAUUUGUAUUAAGGCUUAUCCAAAAC